Messenger RNA from Aspergillus tanneri, 177 nucleotides. RefSeq lists its product as uncharacterized. The record is from RefSeq and is a predicted model, not a curated record. NCBI's taxonomy places the organism in Eukaryota, Fungi, Ascomycota, Eurotiomycetes, Eurotiales, Aspergillaceae. The transcript has 2 exons. The coding region runs from base 1 to 177 and encodes 58 amino acids.
AUGGACUGGGAUAAUGGAGAUUGGGGCGGAUUCCAGAACCCUGGAGUUUGCGCUCACAAGUCCGAGAACUGUCGGGAAGCAUGCCAUACACCGCCUGUCGUCAUAUACACCUACUAUCUUCAUGGUACGGUGUUCUUGAAUAACCAUGACUGGAACGGCAAGCCCGCGACCGUCUAA